Molecule: messenger RNA, 2053 nt
Organism: Mytilus trossulus (common blue mussel)
Lineage: Eukaryota; Metazoa; Mollusca; Bivalvia; Mytilida; Mytilidae
Exons: 5
Coding region: 193-873 (226 amino acids)
Source: RefSeq, a predicted model, not a curated record
ACACAGAUUGUCCCAAUUUUUCAAUUUUCAAGUGCCACUGAAGAUUUUAUCACAACAUCCAGGUAAAGAUACAACAAGAAAACAUAAACGUUUUGCUAAAUUGCCAAUAUAUAGCUUAUAUCAUAGCGCGAACUUCUAACUAAAAGUUGUGGCUGCAAACAAAGGAAUUUCUCAGCAAAACAGUGUAUUAUUAUGUCUGAUCACGAGGAAGAUGAUUGUGAAGUAGUAGAAGAUGAUAUAAGUCAGGAAAACGGAGAUGCAGAGGAAGAGGAAGAGAUAACGUUCCAGAUUAUAGUUGGUGGAUCAUUACGUGGGAAAUGUCUUCUCAAAGAUAGCAAAGGAUACAACUAUACACUCAAGGCAGAAAAGGGAGAGAAGUCUUGGUGGAGGUGUAGUAAAAGAACCAACUACUUUCGAUGUGGAGCUUCUGUGAGCCAAGUUGGGAACACCUUUACUAUUGGAAGAUAUCCCCAUGAACAUCCUCCAGACCCAAAGAUAAAUCCCUGUGAUAGAACCAAAAAACGAAGGUCUUUUAAGAAGGAACUGGAAAGAGAAGUAGAAAAGGCUUUGGGAGACACAUCAAUGAUGACCUGUUCUAGUGUUGAUUCAGACAAUACAGAUGAUUCACCAUUAAAAAUAAAAAUAUCUCCAGUAAAGAAGUUUAAAUCUAAUCCAAAUUCUAAUAACAACUCAGAAAGGGAUAUCCAAGAUGAAUUACUCAAGUUAGAAAAAGAAAGACUGCAAGUAGAUAAGGAUAGACUAAGAGUAGAAAGAGAAAGACUAGAAGUAUCAAAACAAAUACUGGAAGAAAUAAGAAAUCAUAACGGACGAUGUAAUUAUAUGAACCCGUCAGUGACUUCGAUGGUUAUUUGAUAUUUUAUCCUAUUGUUAUCUUGUGUACAAAUGUAUAAUAGUCUUCAUAUCCUAGCAUGAUCAGGGCAGCCUUAAUUUUCAACUUUUGGUUAGCCUAAAGCCAGUGAUAAACUUCUGGUAUUAGAAUGAGAUCAUAACCACAUGGGGAAAAUUAAUAAUACUAGGUAAUAGUUUUAAGCUGUCGGGACUAGCAGAGAUCUUUGGAGUAGAUAAUUAAAAUUGUAAACCUUAUAAAUAAAAUUGAACAGAAAUCAACUCAUCUACUGCUAAAAGGUAAAGAAACAGGAAGGUCAUUUAUAGUUGUAUAAGUUUUGAAAUUCAGCACCUUAGAAAGAAUUGUUUGAAAAAGUCAUUAAUUUAUUCAUCUUAGUGUUUCUGAUUUAUAUUUAUGAUGAAAUUUCUCUUGCAUUGGUCAGAAAUUUUCUUGUUGAUCAGAAUUAAAUUUACACUGAAAUUCAAAAAAGUAUUUUUCUCAAGACUUUUUGAAAAAGGACAAAGCGUAUUUGAUUAGGACAGUUAUUUGAUAUCUACAUAAGAUAAUUGCACCACUUAAUGAUGAAUUACAUGAACAGCUCGGUGAGUAGAUAAUGUGACAAUAUCAUAAGUAACAUGUUCUGUUGUUUAAUAACAUUAUCUUUUUGUGUUCAGCUGAAGUACAAAUUUUGUUUACUGUUUUUGAAUUGAUAGAGAUAUUUAGCAUUCAUACUUUAAACUGUCGUAUAUUACACAUGUAUAUAUGCAUAAGAAUUAUUUGGAUCAUGUAAAAUAUAUUUAUUGCAGAUCACCCUGUCCACAUUAUAAAAUAUAUCUUAACAUGGUGUGCAUAAUGAAAAUAAUAAGUUUUAUUGUAAAGCAGCCACAUAUUUCAUUUUGAAAGUAACCAAAAGUCAAGCUUGCCAUAAGUGCAAACUUCAUUAGUAACACUAACAUCUUUACAUGGAUUUCUAACUUUUCUAUACUGUAAAGGGUUAUUGCAAGAAUAUUGGAGCAUACUAUCCUUCGUAGAAUAAAUAUUGUACUUGCAAACUCAUGAAAUAUAAAAAUUUACUAAGGAAAAUAUAUAUGCAGUAACCCUAUACGCUAAGUGGAGAUAAUUUGAAGAUUUUUUUGUAUAAAGCAUUUUCUUUAUUCGUAAUCUUCAAUGUUUGAUUAUAAUGAACAUGCUAAAUGUAUAUACAUU